AUGGAGAAGCAAAAAAUGGAUUUGUUCGAAGGAGACCUAGAUGAAGAAAUAGAUGUCGUAAAUUUCAUAAAAACUCUCAAAAAGGUUGAUUCUGUUCAGAACUCAACAAUCGAUUUGAAAUCUAUCCGAGAUAAUAGCGGAAGUAGUUCCUCAUCUUCAACAGAAAAAGUAAACACCUGUAUAAGCGAUGAAAAACAUAAAAAAUUAGCAGAUAAAAGAUCGAACACAACGGAACUUCUGGCAUCCAUGCGUCGCAGGUUUCAACAUCGAGCUACAGAACCAAUUUUUCAUAAUAUUGACACUUUAAAUGAGAAAGGGAUUUCGUGUUGUAAUACAGCUGGAGGAUCAGAUAAUGCCUUAAAGAUGCCCCAGGUACAAACGGAAGAUCCCGCUGAUCAUCCAAGCAGUCGGGUUGCUUCGGCCAAAAAAUACAUGUCAAAAGAUUAA
Auanema sp. JU1783 is the source of this 447-nucleotide messenger RNA. Lineage: Eukaryota; Metazoa; Nematoda; Chromadorea; Rhabditida; Rhabditidae. The record is from the annotation of a GenBank genome assembly.